GUAUUCGAUACGGAGUCUAAUUUGUAUGUAUGCCGCACAUGGUUUAUUGUGGCGCAAAUGUAUAUAAGUUUCCCGAAUUAGUAGUGUCUUUAAAGAUAAUACUGUUAUGUUAUAAAACCAAUAAGAAAUGUUGCAUGCUUUAGCAGUGCAACGACUUUAUAGUGAUUUGCUUAUAGAAAAGUGGGCAUAAUCAAUUGUAGAUGCCGGUUUGUGCGAUAAGAUUGUUUUGUGUUUCUUGAAACGGGGGUGUGACAGUUUGUGCAUUCUUAGAAUAUGGUAUAUUUUUUUUCUUUCAAAAUGAAACUGAAUGUUAUAUAAGUUUUACCUUCUGAUCGUUCGGUGAACCCCAACGAAUUACCACCACGCUAAAUUUCAAGGAGCGUACAUUGUACUUGAGAGUGUUUAUUUUCCUUUACAUGUGUCAACAAUUUGGAUUCAAUCGAAAGUGUAUAACAUUGAAUUUAAUUACACAACUUAUACGUUUUUCAAAAAUUUGUGCCAUAUCUUGACGUGAUGCGUUAUUAAACGACAUAAAAAUACCAAAGUUACGAAAGCUAUUUAUAGGUUAUAAAAUUAUAUGUGUGCUGUUGUCAAUAGCGGCAACGGCGAAUCAUUAAGUAAUAUUUAAUGCAAACUCCAUGCAUUGGCUUCAAGCAACAAAUAUACGCGAAGAAAUGCCUUUAAGCCAAUUAAAUCAAAGUAAUUUCGUUAGUACGAACGAAAGUGUAAAUCCUGGCACUGAAAUAACAUCAACUUGUUAUACUCCUCCACCUUCAUACCAUAAUAUUAAUUUACCUCUGGGACACCCAUCUACUUUGAGUAAUGAUUGUGGUGCACCUCCUUCUUAUGAAGAAGCUAUAGAUCCAAAUGCUCCUCCUCCAUCCUAUGAUUCAUUAUUUGGUCGUAUGAGGGAAGCACAUAAAGUUUCAAAAGGAGUAUUUGAUUUUUUGAAAAAUAUUAUCGUCUUACUUUUAGGCACUAUUGGAUGUACUAUUAUCUUAGGAGUAACAAUAGUAGUUCCAAUAUGUAUGAUGGUCAUUGGAGGACUUUAUCUUUAUGAUUGUCCACAAGGAGAAUAUAUUCCUGUUUAUUUAUUAGUGGGUGGUGGUUUUGGUGUUUUUAAACAGUUAUUACAUUUAUCUGCAAGAGUACGGCAACGUCAAGAAGAAAGAGACGAAGAAAGAAUACGACAAUCUCCAACACAAACAUUAAUUAAUUGUUUUAUGCUUGGCUGGUUUAUUAUAGGCUCAAUGUGGGUAUAUAAGGAAUAUGAGCCAAAUUAUGAUCCAGCUCUUGGCAAAUAUUGUAACAAAACAUUAUAUUUAUUUGCCUUUUGGUUAAUUACGGCUGUUUACAUAUUUCUCGGAGUGAUAACUGCCGGUUUUUGCAGCAUUUCGGUAGCAAGCAUCGCAUUUCAAAGACCACCUCCUGAUCUAAUGUAAAGUAACAUGAUCUCACUUUAAAGGGAAAAAUAGUCGUUCAAAAAUCUAUUAUUUUGGGAACAAAACGACAAAUUUUGCGAAAUGAAGAACAAAAAUUUUUUGUGGAUAUAAAAAAUCACAUCAUAACAGGGCACAAAAUUUCGUCCACGCUUUACGUACCUGAGAUGCUUAAAACAACAAUCUACAAACGGAUCGUUUGCACAUCUAAAUGCACACUAAAAUGCGCUCGAAUAUUAAAAUUUUAUUUUGUAAUCAAUUCAUGAUAACACAUUUCUUGAUUUUUCGUAGCGUAUUUGAUUCAAUAAUCUCAAUUAAGGCGACUUUUGCUAUGAAUCAUGUCAAACGGAUAUAGCAAAAUUGAUUGAUUUCUUAAAAUUGGUAUUGGAGGGAAGGAAAAAAGAAAAAAAAAAGAAAAGAAAAAAAAAUAAGAAAGAAAAAAAUAGUUGAUGCUUUAACCAAUUCAGGGCUGUGGAUAUUUCGCAAUAAUCGCGAAUUCUUUUGAUAUUGUGCCAAGAAAUCGCAAAGUUGUAGAGCGAAGUAUUUUGCUAUCAACAUCGAUUACUCCGUAUCGAUAUUCAAUUCGUAUGGAUAUUCUUAACUUGAGUAGAAUCUCAGGACGUGUCAUAAAAAAGAAAAAGAAAAAAAAAAAAAAAUAUUCUAACACGAGAGUGUCAUCGAACACUGUGAUAACAUAUAAGAAAAAAAUUUUACCGUCGUCAACGCGCUAAAACAUGAUACACAACUACUUUAAUGGCGUUUAAUUAAACGGCAGCUGUUUAACAGUUCUUCUACAAGUGAAGAUAGUCAUAUUCACUUGUAUAAAUAGCUUAUUGUUAAAAGACUGCGAUACUUCGCAAAACACGUUUUUUAUUCCUUUGCCCUCUCCUCCGUCCUUUUAAAACCUUUCGACCUCCAUUGAGCCUUUAUGUCAAUGUAGUCGAAUAACCGUUUUAUAAAGACUCGUUUGAAAAUUAAGGGGUAAACUAUAUAUAAAUAUAUAUAUAUAUAUAUAUAUAUAAAUAUACAUAUGUAUAUUAAACUCACUCGCUCCUUUUAGUAUUUCGAAACAUUUGAAUGCCAGUAUUUAUUAGUAUCGUUAGAAAAAAAAAAAAAAAAAAAAACAAUUUUUAAGAAAAUCGUCGCAUUUGAUUGGAUUAUUUAGGUUAUUAAUGUAGCGAGGAUGGAGAACUACUUUCGAUUGAAAAAACAAAAUGUAUUUCUCGACGUUUUAUUAAUGUAAAAAAAAAAAAAAGAAAAAAAAAGAAAAAAAAGAGAGAGAAAAAAAAAAGAAAAAAAAAACGUUUCUUCCACUUUAAUAUAAUAUUCUUUAUCUGUAUUUUUCAAGACAACGUUUUUCGUCUUCCUAUUUAAGUCCGGUUCAAUCAAUAUAUUGUAAAUAUACUUCGAAAUCAUAUCUCUUUCUCUCUUUCUAUAUAUAUAUAUAUAUAGUUAUCUAUUUACGUGUUACUAUUGACGAACGUACUUUUGAAAUAUACACGCUUGUAUGCCAUAAAAGGGAAAAAGAAGUAAUAAUAAUUAAAAAAAGAAAAAAAAGAAAAAAAAGAAAAAAAAAGGAACCUUAACGAAUGAUAACGAGCGAGCUUGCGCUUUCCAAGGAUAUAGAGGACACGAAAAUCUCUUGCGUAAUUUAAGUACAUGAUUAAUAUAUAUAUAUAAUAAAAUUGAUCUUUCGAUUAAAAAAAAAACUGAAUAGACUGCAAUUAUCUUGAGCGUACGCUUAGCUAAUAUUAUGAACACAUACCCUCGUUCUAUUUGUUGCUGAUAUUUAAUGUAUUACACGUACGUACAUACUUACAUAUACAUACACUUACACAUUGAAUACUUUGCAAAUGAAACUUUCGAACAAAGACCUAUGCGUGCCUGUAAAAUACGUUCUUUACAUUGUCUCGUAUUAUGGGCACAUACGCACAUUUGUUAUUAUAAUUUCCUAAAUAAACUGCUUAAAAACA
This is a messenger RNA of Apis mellifera (honey bee), 3412 nucleotides long. RefSeq lists its product as uncharacterized. Lineage: Eukaryota; Metazoa; Arthropoda; Insecta; Hymenoptera; Apidae. The record is from RefSeq and is a predicted model, not a curated record. Bases 639 to 1442 code for a protein of 267 amino acids. The transcript is spliced from 4 exons.